CCUUCCACACCGCUGAACACGAGCGUUUUCACCUGUCGCCGCAGCCAGAAUAGAUCCAUUUGCGAACGACCCCGGCCGCUCACCACCGGCCCUCGGGCCUCGCCAUGUGCGAACGACCCAAAAUGUCGGACGUGGCAAAAGGCUUGGGUGUGACGCCCGAGAACAGAUCGGUGCGGCAGAAGGGGGGCAUGACUUGGGUGAUGCCUGGCAUAUAUUUGGGCAACAAGCAAGCUGCUGCAGAUGUGGCUCACUUAGAGCAGUCCGGAGUGAGAGCGGUGGUCUCGGUGGGUGCCAAACCUUCCAUGGCCUUUCCGUGUCACUAUGUCCCAGUGCAAGACAAUGGAUCGGACUCCAUGUUGCCUUUCCUGGAUGAAGCCUGUGACUUCAUUCACCAACAUCGAAAGAUGGGCUCAGUGCUGGUACAUUGCAAGGGCGGCAUCAAUCGUUCGCCAUGUUUGUUGGUGGCCUACUUGAUGAAGUACGAAGAUCUUUCACUGGGCGAGGCCCUGAGCCUCGUCGCGGCGGCGCGCCCCGCCGCCCACUGCCCAUCCAACUUCCGGAAGGAUUUGCAGAGCUUUGCGGCCCAGCUGCGCCCAGAGACGGCGCCUCCGUCUGCGCCGUACUCGGCGGAUCCUGGUUCACCAGUUCCCAACGAGAGCCAUGUACAGUGCACAGAGAUUCGGGGAACUCCAGAUCCGCCAGAGGCGUCUAAUUGAGAUCCUUUACUUCGAAGGUGAUCUCUUGGAUGAAUCGACGUCCUGAAAAA
Messenger RNA from Durusdinium trenchii, 766 nucleotides. The record is from the annotation of a GenBank genome assembly. Lineage: Eukaryota; Dinophyceae; Suessiales; Symbiodiniaceae.